Molecule: messenger RNA, 2089 nt
Organism: Ornithorhynchus anatinus (platypus)
Lineage: Eukaryota; Metazoa; Chordata; Mammalia; Monotremata; Ornithorhynchidae
Gene: VANGL2
Product: VANGL planar cell polarity protein 2
Exons: 7
Coding region: 78-1682 (534 amino acids)
Biological process (GO): establishment of planar polarity; multicellular organism development; Wnt signaling pathway, planar cell polarity pathway
Cellular component (GO): plasma membrane
Source: RefSeq, a predicted model, not a curated record
GGGGGGGCCCUCGCGGGCGGCCCCAGCCCAAGCCCGCCAUCCUGGAGCGCUCCGCGGCCCGGCGCGGCGACGACGCCAUGGACACCGAGUCCCAGUACUCGGGCUACUCCUGCAAGUCCGGACACUCCCGCAGCUCCCGUCGCCACAGGGAGCGGCGGGAACGCCAUCGGUCCAAGAGCCGGGACGGCAGCCGUGGGGACAAGUCGGUGACCAUCCAGGCCCCGGGGGAGCCACUGCUGGACAAUGAGUCCACCCGGGGGGACGAGCGGGAUGACAACUGGGGGGAGACGACGACGGUGGUGACGGGCACGUCGGAGCGCAGCGUGUCCCACGACGACCUCGCCCGCAUCGCCAAAGACCUGGAGGAGGGGGCCCCGCCGGGCUGCGGACGUCACCUGGGGGCGGCGGCGGGGGCGGGUCUGGCGCUGCUGUCGGCGCUGAGCCCGGUGGCCUUCCUGCUGCUGCCGCCGCUGCUCUGGCGGGACCAGCUGGAGCCGUGCGGCUCGGCCUGCGAGGGGCUGCUGCUGGCCGGGGCCUUCAAGCUGCUGUUGCUGGCCCUGGCGGGCUGGGCCCUCUUCCUCCGCCGGCCGCGGGCGGGGCUGCCCCGCGUGCGGGUGCUGCGGGCGCUCCUCAUGGUGCUGGUCUUCCUGCUGGUGGCCUCCUACUGGCUGUUCUACGGGGUGCGGGUGCUGGACGCCCGCGAGCGCAGCUACCGGGCCGUGGUGCAGUUCGCCGGCUCUCUGGUGGACGCUCUGCUCUUCGUGCACUACCUUGCCGUCGUCCUACUCGAGCUACGCCAGCUGCAGCCCCACUUCACCCUCAAAGUCGUGCGCUCCACCGACGGGGCCAGUCGCUUCUACAACGUGGGACACCUCAGUAUCCAGCGUGUGGCGGUGUGGGUUCUGGAGAACUAUUAUCGGGACUUCCCCGUCUACAACCCGGCCCUGCUCACCCUGCCCAAGGCCGUGCUGGCCAAGAAAGCAUCUGGCUUCAAGGUGUACUCGCUGGGAGAGGAGAGCACAGCCAACAACUCGACGGGGCAGUCGCGGGCGGUGAUGGCAGCAGCGGCGGCUCGGCGGCGGGACAACAGCCACAACGACUUCUACUAUGAGGAGGCCGAGCACGAGCGACGGGUCCGCAAACGACGGGCGAGGCUGGUGGUGGCGGUGGAGGAGGCCUUCACGCACAUCAAGCGGCUCCAACAGCAGCAGCAGGAGGAGGGCGGGGGAUGCGGGCCGAAGCCCCCCGCCCCGUCCCCGCGGGAGGUGAUGGACCCGCGGGAGGCGGCCCAGGCCAUCUUCGCCUCUAUGGCCCGGGCCCUGCAGAAGUACCUGCGGACCACCCGCCAGCAGCCCUUCCACAGCAUGGAGAGCAUCCUUCAGCACCUUGAGUUCUGCAUCACCCACGACAUGACUCCCAAGGCGUUUCUGGAACGCUAUCUGGCGGCCGGCCCCACCAUCCAGUACCAGAAGGAGCGCUGGCUGGCCAAGCAGUGGACACUGGUCAGCGAGGAGUCGGUGACCAACGGGCUGCGGGACGGGGUGGUCUUCCUCUUGAAGCGGCAGGAUUUCAGUCUGGUGGUCAGCACCAAGCGCGUGCCCUUCUUCAAGCUGAGCGAGGAGUUCGUGGACCCGAAGUCCCACAAGUUCGUCAUGAGGCUGCAGUCCGAGACCUCCGUCUGACCCGGCCCGGAGGACCCCCUCCUCAAAACCGGAACUCGACUUUACUUGAAUAACCAACCCUUCCCUGCCCUGGAGACUUCAAAAACCAAGGUUUCCUAGCUGGCGGGGAGGAGAGAGGGAGUCUGUGUCCCCAGCUCACUGACCCCCCCCCCAAUGGGGAAGGGGACUCCUGGGACCAAGGCCCCCUCACUCCGCACAAGGCACGGACACCUGGAUACCCCCACCCUCCCGCUGUGGCUUGUCACCCUCUACUUGGGGACAAGAGAGAAAGAGAGGCGCCCCUCUCCCCCACAUUUGCUCCUCUACAUCAGAUCCUCUGUCCCACCCCCUCCUCCCUCCUCAGCCCACGGUCUCCUCUCAGUGGGGUGAAAAAUAAUAAUAAUAAUGAUGGUGUUUGUUAAGCGCUG